CCCACCGCACUGUCUUUGGGGGUGCGUGGUGUGGGGAAGGAAGGGGCGAGGUUGGAAAAACAGGCGUCCCGGAGGGACGUGUGGCAGGUCUUUGUAUCUGAUGCUUACUGUUAUGCCCUUGACGAGCCACUCUUAAGGCUUUUUUUUCUCACCUGAAUAACGUAUAAGCCUUAACUGAAAGCCUUAAUGAAAUGCACAAAGUGGCAUGUCACUAAAACAUAAUUUUCCAGAACUUUCUGAAACAACCCCACACCGCUGAUAGUCAAAAGCCUAAGGUGUUGUAAUUACAGACAUUUAGAAAUAAAGAAAUAAACAAGAAGUAAUUCAGGAAGCAGAACCUGAUGGGGAGGAUUGAAGGAAAUCUUAAGUGCUUGAGUGGCAUGGGGGUGGCUUUAUGGAAAUCAGUGUUUGGUAGUAAGUAAAACAGAAAUCUAAGUGAGCUCCGGAGAGCACACUGCGUUCCAAACAUCCUGCUAGCCACUGAGAAUAAAAUGAAGUCCUGGGUUUUAAGGCGUUUCCGACUUUAUAAUGGAUAAUCAUCAGGAUGCUGCUUUAUGAUUUCACGAUUCAAGGCCCUGUCAAGAUGAAGUGAUUGAGAAGAAACAGUGAACAUCGUCAUCUUGUAGACAGGACAACAUGGAUCAGCCGUUAACUGUGAACUCCCUGAAAAAGUUAGCUGCGAUGCCCGACCACACGGAUGUCUCCCUCACCCCAGAAGAACGAGUCCGUGCCCUGAGCAAGCUGGGCGGGAACAUCACCAUCAAUGAAGAUAUCACUCCACGCCGCUACUUUAGAUCAGGGGUAGAAAUGGAGAGGAUGGCGUCUGUGUAUUUGGAAGAAGGAAACCUGGAAAGUGCAUUUGUCCUUUAUAAUAAAUUUAUAACUUUAUUUGUAGAAAAGCUUCCCAACCAUCGAGAUUACCAGCAAUGUGCAGUACCCGAAAAGCAAGAUAUUAUGAAGAAACUGAAGGAGAUUGCAUUCCCAAGGACAGAUGAAUUGAAAAAGGACCUUUUAAAGAAAUAUAACGUAGAAUACCAAGAAUAUUUGCAAAGCAAAAACAAAUACAAAGCUGAAAUCCUCAAAAAACUGGAGCAUCAGAGGUUGAUUGAGGCGGAAAGGAAGAGGAUCGCCCAGAUGCGCCAGCAGCAGCUGGAGUCAGAGCAGUUUUCGAUUUUUGAAGAUCAGCUCAAGAAGCAGGAAUUAGCCCGGAGUCAGGAAUUAGCCCGGAGUCAGCUGCGAAGUCAGGAAACGCCAGCACUGUCCGAGCAGAUCGAUGGCAGCGCUUUGUCCUGCUUUUCCACACACCAGAACAAUUCCUUGCUGAAUGUACUUGCAGAUCAGUCUCAUAAAGGUGACGCAACCAGUUAUGCUGGCCACUCACCUCCCGUCAACAGGGCCUUAAAGCCAGCUGCCACUCUAAGUGCUGUUCAGAAUUUAGUGGUUGAAGGACUGAGAUGCGUCGUUUUAUCAAGAGAUCUUUGCCACAGAUUUCUGCUGCUGGCAGAAUCCAAUACAGUGAGAGGAAUUGAAACCUGUGGAAUACUCUGUGGGAAGCUGACACAUAAUGAAUUUACUAUUACCCACUUAAUAGUGCCAAAGCAGUCUGCGGGACCAGACUAUUGUGACGUGGAGAAUGUAGAAGAAUUAUUCAGUGUUCAGGAUCAACAUGAUCUCCUCACUCUGGGGUGGAUCCAUACACAUCCAACCCAAACUGCAUUCUUAUCCAGUGUUGAUCUCCACACUCACUGUUCCUAUCAGCUCAUGUUGCCAGAGGCCAUUGCCAUCGUCUGUUCACCAAAGCAUAAAGACACCGGCAUCUUCAGGCUCACUGACGCUGGCAUGCUUGAGGUUUCCGCUUGUAAAAAGAAGGGCUUUCAUCCACACACCAGGGACCCCAGGUUGUUCAGCGUAUGCAGACAUGUAUUGGUGAAAGACAUAAAGAUAAUCGUGCUGGAUCUGAGGUGAUACGUUCUGAAGAUUAGCACCCUCCACGCCAGACACUUACCCAUGGACCCAUGGUUGCCGGAUUUUCUUAAGAUGUUUCCAGAGAUGACUGAUAUUUUAUAUUUAUACAUUUUAGAUCAGAGAGUUUGAUAUUUAUUACUUUUGCACAUUUUGACGCUUUAUUUUUGGGUUGCUUUGUCUUAAAAGAGGUUACAGUGGAUUUGUCAGUAUCCAUUAGUGUGCCUGAAUACUAUGACCACAUAAUAAAUUGUGCUGCAAACAACA
Bubalus bubalis (water buffalo) is the source of this 2229-nucleotide messenger RNA. RefSeq names its product STAM binding protein like 1 (gene STAMBPL1). Gene Ontology annotation, biological process: protein K63-linked deubiquitination. The transcript has 11 exons. Gene Ontology annotation, molecular function: protein binding; K63-linked deubiquitinase activity; metal-dependent deubiquitinase activity. The record is from RefSeq and is a predicted model, not a curated record. Bases 637 to 1965 code for a protein of 442 amino acids. NCBI's taxonomy places the organism in Eukaryota, Metazoa, Chordata, Mammalia, Artiodactyla, Bovidae. Gene Ontology annotation, cellular component: endosome; membrane.